Molecule: messenger RNA, 8597 nt
Organism: Bacillus rossius redtenbacheri
Lineage: Eukaryota; Metazoa; Arthropoda; Insecta; Phasmatodea; Bacillidae
Exons: 14
Coding region: 215-2620 (801 amino acids)
Source: RefSeq, a predicted model, not a curated record
AUCGAGGGAAUUUUUAUCGUUAUUUUGUUUCCUGACUUCAGCCGCGUUCCUCCAUGUUUAUUUGUCAGUUGUUUAUGUGAAGUGUGUGGUGUGAAUGUGAAUGUUUUUUAUAAACUCAAGUUGACAUGUGAUCGUGUGUUUAUAAUCGUCAAUAUUAGUUGUAUUACGGAGAAUAGUUAAACAUUAAGGUGUCUUUGUGUUUGCCGUGGUCGCGAUGAAGUUGGAGGGAGUGUGUUUCUGCGUAGGGCUAUGCAUAGUCUCGAUGGGCGUGAACGCUCAAUUCGAGUGGCAGCCCCGUGAUGCGUUUGACGAGAUUAGGGUGAAAAUAGACAAAGUUACCGCUGACAACUGCCCCAUACAACAUCUCGGGGAUUUAUAUCUGCCUGAAGAUUCUGUUUCCCACCGUCCAGAUAUCAAAGACAUCACCAUAAAUCCCGUAUUUCCGAACAGGACUGCUAUGGUACACCUGCAUAACAUGGCAAUGACCCGAUCGUUUUUUUGGAGUUACAUUCUUCAAGCUCGAUUUAUACGUCCCGCAAUAAACGACACGUAUGACCCUGGAAUGAUGUAUUAUUUUCUGUCUACUGUUGCAGAUGUUUCAGCCAACCCGUAUAUAAACGCUAGUGCUAUAUAUUUUGCACCUAACUCCUCAUACUCACCAUCGUACAGAGGAUUUUUCAAUAAAACUAUGCCCUUGUUUGCACCGCGAACAUUUCGAGCUGAUGACUUCAAUGACCCUAUUCAUCUGGAGCGGAUAUCUACACUCAAUACGUUCAUUGUUCGAGAUCUCGGUGCUGUGCCAAAGGACAGCCUGAGCUUGGAUUAUACAUCAGAAUUCUAUCGGAUCAAUGAGUGGUAUAAAUUCUGGCUACCUGACAAUGUUGACCGACGACAUGACACCAAGACAACCUAUCAGGUGGAGAUCCGGUACGCGAACAACACAAACGAGACAUUCACGUUUCACGGCCCACCAGGUGUUGAUGAGAAUCCGGGUCCAGUGAAAUGGACUCGCCCAUAUUUUGACUGUGGUCGUUCCAACAAAUGGCUAGUGGCUGCAGUGGUGCCGAUAGCCGACAUUUAUCCUCGCCACACUAGCUUCCGUCACAUUGAAUAUCCAACGUACACAGCUGUCUCGGUGUUGGAAAUGGAUUUUGAUAGGAUAGACAUAAAUCAGUGUCCAAAAGGAAAAGGGAACAGUGGACCAAAUAGAUUUGCAGACACAGCUCGCUGCAAAAAAGAAACCACUGAAUGUGAGCCCCUUAACGGCUGGGGCUUCCGGCGAGGUGGCUACCAGUGCCGCUGCAACCCCGGCUGGAGGCUGCCUACGAUGGUGCGGCGGCCUUUCCUCGGGGAGAUCAUAGAGCGGGCGAACGUGGAGCAGUACUACAAUGGCUUCGACUGCCAGAAGAUUGGCUGGGUGCACAAGAUGCCAGUGGAAUGGCAGAGAGCAAAAUCGUACAUGAAGGAAAUGUAUCUGGACAGGUUCUACGAGUAUCGCAACUACACUGAAGGACCCUCGUCACUUUUCAUGAAGAAGUUGAAUGUAGACCAAGCUCUGAAGUUUAUACUGGGUGUCAAUGAGAAAACAUGCAAACGGUAUCAUCCACAAGACUUGGUUCUCUUUGGUGACAUUUCGUUUGGGGCGGAAAAGCAAUUUGAAAAUGAAGCAAAAAUGGCAGUUAGGCUUGCAAACUUCAUCAGUGCAUUUUUGCAGAUCGCAGAUCCCAAGGAGGUCUACUCUGGGAAACGUGUCCCGGACCGUCCCCUGUCUGAAGAUCAGAUGAUUGGCGAGACGCUAGCACUUGUUCUCGGAGAUUCCAAGAUUUGGUCCGCUGGGAUGUACUGGGAGCGUAACAAGUUCACCAACCGAACAUUGUUUGCACCUUAUGCUUAUAAGAAGGAGGUUGGCACUCGAAAACUGAAUGUGGAAGAUCUGGCCCGUCUCAACAAAACAGAGGAACUAUACACGAACAAGGAAUUUUUCCAAUUUCUGAAGCAACGGUGGUCAACUAACUUUGAUUCUUUGGAGAAAUUUUACAUGAAGAUAAAAAUACGAUUCAAUGAAACAGGAGAAACAAUGAAGAAAUAUGAACACUAUCCAAAUUUCUACCGGGCUGCCAACUUGGACCACGGCUACUGGACGAGACCUUAUUUUGACUGCGAUGGAAAAGUCAAGAAAUGGCUCAUCACCUACGCUGCACCAUUUUUUGGCUGGGACAGUCUGAAAGUCAAACUGGAGUUCAAGGGUGUGAUAGCCGUGGACAUGAACAUAUUGCAGUUGGAUAUCAAUCAGUGUCCUGACAAGUACUAUGUCCCCAAUGCCUUCAAGGACACCCACAAAUGUGAUGAGAAAACAUCCUACUGCGUGCCGAUCCAGGGACGAGGUUUCGAGCUGGGAGGAUACAAGUGCGAGUGUCUGCAAGGCUAUGAGUAUCCGUUUGAAGACCCCAUCACGUAUUUUGACGGCCAGUUGGUGGAAGCAGAGUUCAGCAACAUUGUGAAUGACAAGCCUACCAGGUACGAUAUGUUCAAAUGUCGCCUAGCUGGAGCGGCGAGCAUCCAGGCCAGUUUCGUCACGCUCUUCGCCCUGUUGGCGCUAGUGAAGCUUGUGUUUCUGUAGGGUGUGGCGGAGUGUUGAAGGUAGGCUGGUGUAAGACAGUGGGUGCUGGCUCUUCCCAGCUGAAGUUCAAGUAAGUGGAACAUACUGUCGGUUAACAAACUCUGUGCCUUUGAUUAAUAGUAUUGGCCACUCAUGAAAUGUAGGGAAGCAUGCAGCAGUUGCAUAGCCAGAAACCUAGGUUAAGGUGGAAACUUAUUUCUAAGUCAGCUGAACAAAAUUCUCAACCUGCCAUUAGUUCUCGAAAAUGCAGUCAAUAAUAAAAUAAAAUAAUUAUUGAUAUUAAUAGAAAAAGUAAAUAAAAAAUUAUUUUAUGAAAUUAUGAAAGUAUUUGAUACUUCAGACAUUCUAAUGUCAACCUACAUGUAAUCCUGCUGUUUUUGUAUUUUUUGUUAUACAAACUUUUACAUUCCAUAUUACCUAACUAUUUUAUGGCUUCAGUUGCGUGUUCUUUAAAGGUCUUUGAAUCAUGUUUCACUGUUACUUGGUCGCACUGACUUAGUAUUAAAAAAAUACUCAAUCUUCAUUAUCAUGGUAGUUUUUUGUGAAACAAUAUCCAAAUUUGCCAAUAUGAAAACUUUUUUUUUUUACUGUUUACGAGAUAAAUGAUACAAUAGUGUGUAUUGUUUAUGAUGUGUUUUUGGUGUACAAUUCCAUUCAAAUAAGAGCCUGACAUCAGCUUUCAUUGGCAUUUUACCUAUUUUUAGUUUUAGUAGUAAAGAUGUCUGCUGGUUGCAGCCAACAUUCUUUUGGUUAAAAACAUCCUCACAUGUAAUCUCUUUUUAAGCAUUUUGUAUUGUUAUAUUUCCUGCUUGCAGUUGUAUUUCUGUUGGACACAUGACAUGUUCCACCUCUACUGUCGUUGACCUGCAGUAAAUGUUCAAUAAUGUUCUUCUGUAAGCCAGAAAAUCCCAUUAAGAAUGCUCUGCACUAGUAUGCUCUCCUUAUGGCUCGAUUUCACCAGAAAUGUUGGUUUUUUUUUUUCUUUUCUAAUUACAGCUUUUUACAAAGAAGUAUUUAAAAAAUGGGACUACGAAAGUAUAGUUCUAGGCAUUACCCUAGUGGAAACUCAGAAUAUUAACUCGUAGUGAAUGACCGGGAGUCAAUUUGUAAGGAAAAAAAUUUAAUUAUGAUAUUUGCCCAAAUUUGUAUACAUUAGAUAUGUCAAAGUAAAAUAAUUUUGUAAUGUAGAAGUUUUUUAAAAGUAUGUUUUGAUCUGGUUAAAAUACAAUGCACACUUUUCUGGUGUCUUUGGGCAUUAAUUUAAGAUUUUUAAGUAGAAAUUUUUAGACUGGUGUUGCUACAAAUGUUUUAUAGAAAUUUUAGUCUAAUUUUCGCACAAAAAAUUCUCACUCUAUUUACUCUCCCAAAAUCCUCCACCUAUGUAGUGCUGGAAAUAUUAUAACAGUUUUGCACAUUUUACUGGAUGAACUCCAAACUAGGGACAGCAAAAGACAGAAUAAUGAUAGCAGCUGCCAUGUAUCGUCCUUAAAGGCCGUAUCGACGUGGACACAUACGGUGUGCAGAGCUUCAGAAAAAAAAACACAUGGUUUAUAAUUUGUUCACGAUAUCUGAGUGGUGUUGGUUUUUAAGAAUACGCAGAGGUCUGAUAAGUAGUUCUGUUUAUGUAUUUUGUUUUGAAAACGUAUUUUUAGGACAGUGAAACUGCCUAAACAUGUGUUUGCAGAGUAAUAUUGGGGUAUCAAAGUCCCGGUGAAGAUUCUUGAACCCACGCUAGAUACUUGCAAAAUAUCUUAAUCUCUUUUCUAAGUCAUAAAAUGGUAUGGUUACCACCCAGAUCUCAUAGUUGGGCUAUGCCUGAUGUGAAGCCUACACGCAACCGUCGCACUUAUCAUUACUCCAAGCUGUUAAUACUACUGCCAGGUCCAUGUUGCGUGAUUCCCUGCUUGUGGCAAACCACCUUAAAACUCAGGUCUCAGUUCUCCCCUCUCCCCCCCCCCCCCCCCCAUCACCCCUUUUGAAUUUUGUGACCAUUUUUUGUACCCACCACUUCAUGCAGCUUGUCUAUUCAUUUGACUUGUCUGUAGUUCUUUUUGAAGUUAUACUUCUAAUGCGACUUCCAACAAGGUUGUGUUAAACGUUUAACGCUCCUGGGGAGGGGGAAUAGAAAGAGAGAGAGAGUGAAUGCUAUUGUAAGGAACUAAGUAGAGAGUAAGAAAAAAAUAAAGAUCCUGACAGUUUGUAGUGUCACCAUAUUUGUUUCAAUUUUCAAUACCCUUUUUGUAUAUUACAAUUUAAAUUACAGAAAAAAAUCAUGUUUCAUAGACAUAAAUAGUGAGUGUGUGUCAUUUCUCUAUGUCCACGAGGUCUCGCCGCGUCAAUUUUCUCCUUGGGGUGAACCCGUCCACUUAAUUAAAUAAACAGCUUUUAUUGUUGAAUGAUUUCAUGAUUUAUUUCAUGAAAAUCUGCUCUCAUAAAAAAGUUAGUUUUAUAGACAUUCAAUAGGUGUCUCUUUCUCUCUGAAAAUCAAUCUAUGAAUUGUUACAAAUUUAUUUCCUUUAUUUUUUUAGUUUGAUUUGAUACAAUAUGAUUUCACUAAAAAUCAAUUUCUACCCCUUCCUAUUUUCAUUUCCACAUUACGAAGUUUCAUUUCUUCCGUGCGGAGGGACUCCACGCACUAUUUUUGCAUGCAAUUAAAAACUAUUUUUUAAUGAUGCCAAAGAAGUAUAACUUCUCACGUGCGUACUUAUGUACACACACCCAUUUUUUUAUAUUGGUAAAUUUGGAGUGUGUUAAAAAGAGGAAAGGGAAAUGGAACAGCAUUUGUGACCAAAUAAUACAGGUCCGCGUUAAUUUGUUAAAGUUAUGUUUCAUUAUUGCUAUAUUGUUACAAGAAUUUGUUUAUAAACUUAGUGAUUCUCAACUGUCCUUUCUAUAUUUUGCUCAAGACAAUCAAGAAUUCCAUUUAUUAACUUUGAAACAUUCCAUGAGUUAGUAUUACAUGAAACUGAAGAUUUGGAUGUUCAUUGGUGGAUAUUUUUAAAGUUGAAUGGUUCAACCAUAUGUGUUUUUUUUUUUACUAUGAUAAUGGUCAAUUGAAAUAUUUAUACUAUCAUAUUGUCAUAUUUUACAUAAAAAUUAGUGUAGCAUUAUCAAUACAAUAAAUAAAUUAUGGUAAUGUUAGAUUUGUUGAAAUGCGCACUGAAAUAGUACAAAAUUAGUUGUACAUUUAAGGACUUGAGUAUAACAUGUAAGUUGGUUUAACAUUACCAUUGGUCAUAAAUGUUUGUUGUUUUGUGUGUUGUUAACUGAAAUGUCAUUCUGUGGUAAUAAUAAGAAACUAAUGGUAAAGAAAAACAUAUUUUUAUACAGUGUUUCAUUCCACGCACAAUACAUUUAUGAAAAAAAUUCAUUCCAAAAGCUGCUUUUGUGGAUAACCUGUAGCUUCAAUAACUGCAUGUUAAUGUUUUUAAAAUAGUCUUUCAUAUUAGGUUUGAUUUUAGUGACUUGUAUUUAUGUGAUCUGUCUGCACAAAUGUGUUAAGUUAAUAGACAUUUUUUCUCAGGUUUAUAGAAUUUAAGUAGGUACAUUACAUUUUAGUAUUUGAAUGAAAUUAAGUUUAUCAAAUGUUUGAAUCAUAGUGUUUUACAUUACUGCCUUAGCAUUUAUUUAUCCGUCCAAACAAGGUAAAGGAUAUUUUGGGAGAAAAAUCUCACUUACGUGUGUUAGAUAGCAACCAUAUAUUUUAUAAUUUUAGUUUAUAGUAAAAGUAAAGUAUUUUUUAUUUUUAUUUGAUGUUAAAAACUUUACAAAUACAUAUUAGUAGAAUAUGUAUAGACAGAUUUUUUUGUACUUUGUCAGUAGUAAUGUUAGAGCAUAAUUAUCUUUACAAUAUUUGUUUGAUAAUGGACAACUAAUGUAUUUUAUGAGUAUUCCAUGAGUUGAUCACAUUUUGUUUCACUACUUUAACAUUAAGUUUAUUUUAUUUUAAAAAAAGUAAACAUGAUGUAUUAAAUAUGUUACAUUUAUCGCUGAAAUAUGCAAUUUUUUAAUGAUUAAUUACAUAUACAGGUAUUGCCACCACUAAACAUCAUUCAUUCUCUGCUGCUUAAAUAUUUUUUUUACUAAGGAAAUUUUUUAUCUGUAUUAUGUUUUAAAGCUCUUUAUAAAUUUUGGCCGCAAAUGUAGGUUAAAAUUACAGGUAAUUUUUAAGUUUACAUAUAGAUGUAUAUACCAUAAAAAUGUAAUUGUAUUUGUAAUUAAAUUUACAAUUUUACUAUUGUAACAAAGAGGUUUUGAAUUAUAAUUGUAAGGGGUUAGUUUAAUAUCAAACAAUAAAAACUCAAGCUGAUACACAAUAGCAUAUGGUAACUUUCUUUGGGGGAAACAAUGACUUAACUCGUAAACAAAAAUAAUCAAAUCAUUACGGUAGAGCUGCAAGAGGAUAUACGACAUUACUACGUACUAUUAUUUCUGAAGGAACCUCAUAGUUAGUUCCCUCCCCGUACAUGGAGUUCUAGAGGUAUGACUAUUUACUACUCGUAAAGGUUUAAAUUAAAGAAUUAAUCUAAAUAAUUUAAAACUUCAUUCUAUAAAAAUAAACAUUUAUUAUAAUUAUUUAAGGUGUCAACAUUCAUUACAUUAUAAUAUAAUUAUAGACUCAUUACCAGAACAGGCAGGAGCCUGCCCAGUAAGCCCAGAGCUCACUAACUCUUCCUUAAAAACCCUCGCCUACUCCUCCUACUUUCCAAGACGUUUCGGCCCAGCCGACCCCAAAUUUUGCAAUCAGGGUACAAACUAGGUGGGUAGACCCCACGUCGCUCACGCUGCGAGGGUCACUGCCCUAAGUUUCGCCACACAGCGACGCAGAAACGUCAGCACGAGGCACGCGGGACGCACGUACUGGCUCACACCACAUAUCGGUACGUGCGACGCCAGCACAACCGCAGCCCGGGCCUGCCAUAUGUUCCCGUUACCGAGUUGUGCAGCUGUGGCAACCCACACAAGAGCCUGCACCAAGUAAGAGAGAAUUUUAAAGACUACUACGCCAAAAAAUUCAGGAACGCGACACUUGUUAGUCAAUGUGUAUCCUGUAAAAUGAACUUAAAUACUAUAGUUAAUGAUUGUGUGUUGGUUUUUUACUUGCCAGUUUUUUUUAAAAAAAUAUAUAUAACUUGGAAAAGAAAAAUAUUUGCAGAUAAAUAUAAAGCUCAUUAAAUACAUUGUGUUAAUAGUAUGCUCAUAGAAAAAAAAAUGUUAGUGUUAAAGUUAGUGGCACAAAAUGUGGUUGAUUCCCUAUCAUUUAAAUUUAAUUGGAGUGUAAAUAGCAUGACAUCUAAAUUCUUUUGGCCCUUGCAAACAUUGUUGUACAUGACUACUCAUUGAAGGUUUGUACCUAGCAUUUAGCAUUCUGUAUUAAAUAUCUUCUGUAACAUGAACUUGCUGUUAUAAAUCUAACACCACAGUACAGUUAAGAAAAAAAAAGACUGACCAGUCAGAUUAUUUGUGUGUACAUUCCCAAAUGCUGUCACAUCUUGUAACCUUGUGAUGGGGUUCAGAAAUGUUUUAAUCAGGAAAGAAAAAAUUACAGAUAAUUUUUGUACCUACUGUAUUUAUUCUUGUUGGUGUGAGAGUGGAUUCUUGUUUGGUUUUACAGUUUUACUUAACACAGCACAAUUCCAGUGUAUGUAAAAGAUUGGUUUUUCUAAAAGAGUGGUUACAUAUAUUGAAUACAACUUGUUAGCUAACAAGUAAAUAUUUUAAGUGUUCUUUUUUGCUUCAAUUGAUAACAUAAAUUUGUUUUUAAAAUUGUUAAAUGCUUUGAGUUAUAUAUCAAUGAAAUUGCUUUAUGUAGAUAUGCUAUGCUUUAGCUUAUUUACAAUGUUUUGUAAAUGAAAGUAAGUAUCAUUUUUAUUUCAAGUGUAAUACUGUUGAUGAAGUAUCAUGUAAACCAUGUUGAUUGUGAACUGUGAAAAGAAAUGUGAUUAAAUUUACAGCCUUUUAAGUGGCAUAUUAUUUU